UUUUUUUUUCCAAAUACGAACCUGCGUCUUGAUUUUUUUUUUAAAACAAACAAACCCGCUCCCCCCCCAAUAACCCCCCUCCGCACACAAGCCUGCCUCUGAGAGGGAAAUAGCCAGGUGGAAUCUCACUCUGUUUCCAUGGACAACCCGUCCAUUAUCACCCAGGUGACUAACCCCAAAGAGGAGGAGAUCCUGUCCUGCACUCAGGAUAAAGUGUCCCAAUGUAAUAUCAGCUUGAAGAAGCAGAGGAGUCGAAGUAUCUUUAGCACCUUAUUCUGCUGCUUUCGUGACUACAAUGUCGAGCCACCAUCCACCAACAGCACCAGUGCUCUGCCUCCUUUGGUGGAGGAGAAUGGAGGACUUCAGAAGGGUGACCAGAUGCAGGUCAUGCCUAUACCAAGUGGAAUUUACUAUUUCCACGGGACUGAAGCAGUGCAGCAGUCGUUCCACUACAAGCCACCAGCUAAAUACCUCCUGCCAGAACUGACAGCAUCAGACUAUGGGAAGAAGUGUGUGGUCAUUGAUUUAGAUGAAACUUUAGUGCACAGUUCAUUUAAGCCAAUUAGCAAUGCUGAUUUCAUCGUUCCUGUUGAAAUUGAUGGAACCAUACAUCAGGUUUAUGUAUUGAAACGACCACAUGUGGACGAGUUUCUUCAGAGGAUGGGAGAGCUCUUUGAAUGUGUACUCUUCACAGCCAGUCUAGCCAAGUAUGCAGACCCAGUAGCUGACUUACUGGAUCGCUGGGGUGUGUUCAGGGCAAGGCUCUUUAGAGAAUCCUGUGUUUUCCACCGAGGCAAUUACGUGAAGGAUCUGAGUCGACUGGGCCGUGAGCUGAGUAAAGUUAUCAUAGUGGAUAACUCUCCUGCAUCUUACAUCUUCCAUCCUGAAAAUGCAGUGCCUGUGCAGUCCUGGUUUGAUGACAUGACAGACACAGAGCUGCUAGAUCUUAUUCCUUUCUUUGAAGGACUAAGCAAAGAGGAAGAAGUUUACAGUAUGCUUCAUAAACUCUGCAACAGGUAGCCCUUAACUCUGACUGACUCCUGCUCCUAGAUUGCAGUGCUAGAGGCUGUCUCCAUCUCUUUCAGCUCUUUCAAAUGUAAGCUUGGGGAGGUCACCCCAGUCAGAAGUGCUACUCUUGAUCUUCCUGUUACAUUGGACACGAAGGACAAUCAUGAGUGAUGCUAUUAAGCCUUCAGAAGCCUGACUCCUAAGGUCAUGUGUUCAGACUACUUUUUUAAAGGAAAAAAAAAAAAAAGCUAUUUUAAAUGGGACUCUUUUAAUUAAUUUCAUAAAUGGACAUCUUUUACUGGAUCAGCUUUUCUUAAAACAUGCCAAAAAAAAAAGAAGCUUGUAUUUCAGCAGUUGAAUUUCUCUCCCUUUCUUCCCCUCCCACUAUGCAGACAAUUUUACCCCCCUGCUUAGAGCAGUUGACCUGACUCUGAAUUUUUUCUUACAGAAUGAAGUGCCUUUUUGAAUGUUAUUUUAAGAUAAAAAUUCAUUUUUGUAUAAGACGUAUUUCCAGACAUCUUUUAGUCUUGUAUUGUCUAAAUGCUUUAAAAGGAAAAAGGAAAAAAAAAAAUUUAUAGAGCACUGUAAUAUAUAACAAAGGAAAAAGUUGAAAGCAAGAUGCUGGGUUCCUGUCUCCACGAUGACAAUGAGUUGUGUUACACUUUGUCAUGCUCAGAAGGUUCAGGCGGUCGUGGGAGGGGUGAACUGGGGUCAUUAACAUGGUUGUUUCACUGAUGAGGCUUUUGGGCACAGUUUUAAAACAUAUCUGCAGUUGUUUUGAGUGUUUAGGGAGUGAUGGAGUUGAGGAAAUGAGGUGGCUGAUAGACCUAAAGCACCUUUAAUGCAGACAGAUGAAGUUCUGCUGUCUCUGCUCACGCACAACUGCCAUGCCUCUUCUUUUUUGGAAAACCAUUCUCUUGGGAGAACAGCAAGAUCUAUUUAUUAGCUUCAGAUUCUUUUCUCAAAACAACCCAUCUGGGGAAGCUGGAUCUACAUUGAGCUGUUUGGAGUACUUUUUUCUUUUCAUUGCUGCUACUGUAUGCUCACCAAAUGGAGUUGACCAUCGGCUGUUAUACUGUUUUUGCCACUGUGCCUGUGCUAUGAGACAUGUUCUGUAAGCUGCAAACUUGGGCAAUAAAUAAAAAUGCAGGCUUCAUAACCCACCCCCAUGGAUUAAUCCAUUGGUAUCUGAUAUACCAGUUAAAGGUGACCUGUAAAGGAUUUUUUUUUUCAAUUAAGAUGAAGCCCUCUCCUUUCUUUGAUACAUGAAAAUGCAGGAAGUUUACUGCCCACACCUUUGAUUUGUAUUUCUUUUUCCCCAAGGUGUGAGGUGCAGAUUAUGAGCUGUAUCAAGUCUUGCUGAAGGGCAGAAGUUACUAGCCUAGAGUAAAAUUGGUCCUCUGGCUUUGGAGUUGAGUUAGACUCAUCUCUGAAUCUGAGAGCCUGCUUAACAUCUUCUGCAGUGCCAUAGGGAUUUCAGAUGAAUGAUUUUUAAAUAUUUUAUGCCUUUGAACAACAAGGCACCUUUUUUUCCCCUCCUCCUUUCCAGUGUCACCUUUCAGUUAUUGUCCACAGCAGAAAUCUGCAAACAUAAAAAGUGCAGCUGUGUUUGGCUGUCAUCAGAGAAGACUAAAUGGAUUAUUUGGUGCUUCUAAUUAGCCUCGUGCUAAAUUCUGAAUUGUAGACCCCCUUUGCCUUUUCUCUUUUCCUUGAAAACUCCCAGGGACUUGGGAAAAACACAAAUUCCUUUGUGAUGGACCCGGGGCUUGUGAUCCUCAGUCUCAAAACCAUUGGUGAAGCAGCUUAACAAAUCCAUCUGAGAGGGGCAGGCCAGUCUGCACAGGCAGUGAGUGGGUGGUGGUGGGUGCAGUGUCAAACUGAGCCCCCCUUGCAGUGCAGCUGUGCUCCAGCUGUGCUCCAGCUGUGGCUGGGCCCAGGGGUGCUGGAGGCAGCCCCAUCACACCCGUGAGUCUCUAGGGCAUCACCCUUUUGUUUCUUAACCAGCUGGCAUCACCUCAGUACUGUAUAAAUCUGUGCCACAACAAAAAGACAAAAGUGUCAGGUUUGAAAAUGAAAAAUCUUAAAAAAAAAAAAAAAAAAAAAA
This is a messenger RNA of Melozone crissalis (California towhee), 3112 nucleotides long. It is a transcript of the gene CTDSPL, whose product is annotated as CTD small phosphatase like. The transcript has 9 exons. Lineage: Eukaryota; Metazoa; Chordata; Aves; Passeriformes; Passerellidae. Gene Ontology annotation, molecular function: RNA polymerase II CTD heptapeptide repeat phosphatase activity. The coding region runs from base 139 to 1020 and encodes 293 amino acids. The record is from RefSeq and is a predicted model, not a curated record.